UGUGUUAAAAUGGAUUACAAUAAAUUGAGGAAAUUUAUUGAAAAGUCAACUAAACCAUCAAGUAUUUUUGCCAAAUCCCUUUUCCGUGAAAACAUAGUAAGUCAAGUAGUGCAACUGUGUACCUCGAUUAGCUUUCUACUCUAUGCUUUAGUUAAACUUUAUAAAAUUCAUGACUCCUCAAAAAACACUCCUCUUGGAGUUGAUAGAGGUAAUUUUACGUACAAUAAUUGUACAAGAAUCGCUAAUUUCUUCUACGCUAUUAGUGUUAGCGCAGCUAUACUGCUUUACAAAUACAACAGUAAAAAAUACGUUAAUUAUAUCAAUUACUUCCAAUCCAGCAUCAAGAAUCCUUUUGGCCUGAAACAGAUUUUAUAUGUGAACAAAUGGCAGAAGAUCAAUCGAUUUAUAAUUAUAUUACUGUCCCUAACUGGAUUGACCAUAAUGACUUUGGAAUUUUAUUACCACCCUUUCAGUUUGACAUAUGACUACGCUGAAAUCAUAUUGACAUAUAUGUGUGAAUCUGGCUUGAUUUUGGAGCAACAAUUUGUCCUAGAAACUUGUAUCUAUUUACAAUCAAAUUUCGUGUUUUUCCACUUGUUUUUUGAUUCGCUUACGAAGAAGGUUAUCGAGAAUCUAAGAGUAGAUGUUUAUCAUGCUAUUAAAUCAGUCCGUGACAUACACAGUCAAACGAUUGAAUUUACUCGGCAGCUUGAUUCUUUUUUUAGAUUAAAGGUUUUGAACACUUUUGGAUAUCUGGCAAUCUACUCUAUUUGCAACAUUGGUUUGUUGGCAGCACCCGAUCAAACAAUGAUACGAAUACUAACCUUGAUUGGAAGGGCAAUUUUUAUUGCGACUAUACUAUGUUUAAGUAGUUAUCAUUUUGCACGAGUAAACUACUUGUCAAUCCAAGUAUACAACAAAGUUCAUGAUUUUUCACUUUCACGGAACUUGAUACGAUCAAUUGAAACCAUGAAUGAGAUAAAAUUGUUUCUAUUACGAAUCAGUCGAGACGAUGUUGGAUUCACACUUGCCGGUCAAUGCGUGGUCUCAGUCAAUUUCAUAUCAUCUUUGGCCAUCAUUACACUAACUAUUGGCUUAGCUUUACCAGGCUUUUUUAAAUGACGCUUAGCAAAAUUUUGACACCAAUGAUCUAUUUUCAUCAAUAAUACAACUAUACUUGGACUUCAUGUGAUUGUUUGUAGUUGAUUCGAUCGAUUAAAACGAA
Molecule: messenger RNA, 1225 nt
Organism: Tetranychus urticae (two-spotted spider mite)
Lineage: Eukaryota; Metazoa; Arthropoda; Arachnida; Trombidiformes; Tetranychidae
Source: RefSeq, a predicted model, not a curated record